Messenger RNA from Meriones unguiculatus (Mongolian gerbil), 1541 nucleotides. RefSeq names its product killer cell lectin-like receptor subfamily B member 1A. The coding region runs from base 42 to 707 and encodes 221 amino acids. Lineage: Eukaryota; Metazoa; Chordata; Mammalia; Rodentia; Muridae. The record is from RefSeq and is a predicted model, not a curated record. The transcript has 6 exons.
UGCCCCUGCUCACAAGUUCAGUGUCUCAUCUCUCCUCUGCAAUGGACACAGCAACGGUCUACUUAAAUUUAAAGGCACCCAGGACUCCAGGGGCUCAGCGUGCAUCACCUCCAUCUCGUCCCCCAGACUCCUGCCAGUGCCCACGUUCACACAGGCUGGCUCUGAAACUCAGCUGUGCCGGGCUGAUCCUUCUUCUCUUGACCCUGAUUGGGAUGAGCAUCUUAGUUCGAGUCCUAAUACAAAAACCAUCAAUAGAAAAACACUGUGUGUGUAUUCAAGAGAACAUACGUAACACAACAGAGAGUCCAGCUAAGUUAAAUUGCCCAAAAGACUGGAUUCCAUACAAACAUAAAUGCAUACAUUUUUCUCAAGUUCCCAACACUUGGAAGGAAGGUAUGGAUGACUGUGAUCAGAAAGGAGCCACUUUGCUGCUUGUUCAAGACCAAGAAGAGCUGAGAUUCCUACAGAACCAGACAAAAGACUUUAUAUUUUGGAUUGGACUAAGAUAUGAAUUGCCUGACAAGACCUGGAAGUGGAUAAACAACUCUGCUUUAAGCUCUGAUGUACUAAAAGUCACCGGUGAAGCUAAAGCAGGCAGCUGUGCCGCCAUCUCAAAGGACAAAGUGCUUUCUGAGAGCUGUGGUUCAGACAGCCGCUGGAUCUGUCAGAAGGAACCAAAACGUGAUACCAUGUGCAAAGAUUCCUGACUGGGAAUCACAUCUCCAUUAUUUUACCAUCCACAGCAGAUCUCUGUGCUCAGUCUGUCUCUGCUGUGCAGUUGGUGGCACAAAGCAGGUACUCUAAAAGCACCGUUACAGAUUCUUUACUCUCUUAGACGUGCCAUUCUAAGAGAGGUGUUCUGUGGAAAGAAACCCAGGCAGCUGAAGGGCACCAGAUUCUAACGUGGGAUCUAUGUGACCUUUGCUUAUCUCUGUGCCUGAGGCCAUCUUCAGACAGCUUCAGAAAACUGCUUGCAAAGUCCUGAUCUAUCCUCUCUACCUACUCCAAGCCAUCAUAUUGGGCUAUAGUACAUUGAUUAAAGCCUUUGCCUUUGACUGACACCAGAAUCUCAUGGUUAAUGAAUUUGGUUUGAAUGGCACCUACAAAACCUUGGGUAAACUGAGCUCUGGUCAUGUGAUUCCUCCACCUGACUGCAUGUACCAGCAGACCCUGGGCUAGUGUUCCACCUCAGUGCUAGGCUUCUCAGCUCCAAAAACUGGCAGAGACCAACUUCUUUUUCCUUGAAAGGUUUCCAUUUAAGUGACAAGAAGGCAAACUGAGACAAGGCUUAGGCCUGCCUGCUACUCCACAGCCCUUUUCCUUCUAGUUUGCUCAGCAUUUCUUCUUUCCACACUUGGGGGAAAUUAAGCUUAAAAAGAGAUAGAUCUUUUUAACAUCCCCUUUUCUAAAAAUUUGCCAGAUUGUCCAUGAAAAUGAAGGAGUAAGAUCAUUGAAUUUGCUUUAUAAAAAGAAAAUAAAAGUUCUUUAAAAGUAGAAAUGUAUAUACUCUAAUCACUCAAUUUCAAGUUGAAUUACUUAAA